AUGCCUAAGGACAGUGAUAACGUCCAAGCUCAAGCUGAACCCAGCUCGCUGGAUUUAAUGAACACAGUAUCCCUGAAGGUUCCAGCCUUUUGGCCAGAUUCUGCAGAGGCCUGGUUCAUGCAGGUGGAGGCUCAGUUCGCCCUUAUGGGAGUGAUUGCCUGUUCCACCAAGUUCUAUUACUGUGUUUCAUCGUUCAACCAGGAGGCGGCUAAGCAAGUUCUGGACCUCAUCAAGAAUCCUCCAUCUUCCGACCCCUAUGAAGCCUUGAAGAGCCGUUUAUUGAGGUUGUUUGUUCUCGAUGAUUAUCAAAGGUAUGAAGCAAUCUCUAACCUUCCUUUCUUCGGCGAUAUGAAACCUUCAACGCUUAUGUCACAUAUGCUCGCCCUGCUACCUCUUGGUCACAAGCUGUGCUUCUUCCUCCGUAGAGCGUUUCUGAAGAGGUUGCCCGCCGACGUUCGAGCUCACCUGCUGAGGGACGAUUUUUCUGAUCCUAUAGCCUUAGCCUUGAAAGCGGAUGAGAUCUAUCAGAGCAAAGUUUCCUCCUCUACUGUCUACACGGUUUCCAGCGCCCCGGAGGAUGUUGUCAACGCCGUGAGAUCCUCACCUACAAACCGCCCACGACAUUCAGCAACUUCUCACUCCGGCAGCCGGGAUAACAGAUCAUUGUCUCCGACUCUGUGUUACUAUCAUCGCACCUGGGGAUCUAAGGCUAAGAAAUGUAGAGCUCCAUGUUCCUGGUUGGGAAACUAG
Eurytemora carolleeae is the source of this 750-nucleotide messenger RNA. RefSeq lists its product as uncharacterized. The record is from RefSeq and is a predicted model, not a curated record. The coding region runs from base 1 to 750 and encodes 249 amino acids. NCBI's taxonomy places the organism in Eukaryota, Metazoa, Arthropoda, Copepoda, Calanoida, Temoridae. The transcript has a single exon.